Anopheles stephensi (Asian malaria mosquito) is the source of this 1843-nucleotide messenger RNA. It is a transcript of the gene Elp3, whose product is annotated as elongator complex protein 3. The record is from RefSeq and is a predicted model, not a curated record. Gene Ontology annotation, biological process: tRNA wobble base 5-methoxycarbonylmethyl-2-thiouridinylation. The coding region runs from base 121 to 1767 and encodes 548 amino acids. Gene Ontology annotation, cellular component: elongator holoenzyme complex; cytoplasm; nucleus. Gene Ontology annotation, molecular function: iron-sulfur cluster binding; acyltransferase activity, transferring groups other than amino-acyl groups. Lineage: Eukaryota; Metazoa; Arthropoda; Insecta; Diptera; Culicidae. The transcript is spliced from 3 exons.
GCUCACUUCAGAGAUCGAGGUGACAGUGUGGCUGUCAUUCUGACCAAAACAAAAUAUUACUGCGUGUUGUUUUUUCGGCGUGUCGCCGAACAUCGUGCAAGUGCUUUAUUUGCGAUUAAAAUGACGAAAAAGAAGCCUUUAGGAGUUGGUUUGAGCCGCGACGAGCGUAUGCUGAUUGUGGUGGGUGAAAUCAUACAGGAGCUGCUGAAAGCACACCACGAAGGCAAGGAUGUAAAUUUGAACCGGCUUAAAACGCGCAUCUCUUCGAAUUAUGGGUUGGAAUCGGCACCGCGCCUGGUGGACAUUAUAGCGGCCGUUCCACACGAGGCCAAAUCGAUCCUGCUGCCGAAGCUACGGGCGAAACCAAUCCGUACGGCUAGUGGUAUUGCAGUUGUUGCUGUUAUGUGCAAACCGCACCGUUGUCCACACAUCAACAUGACCGGUAACAUUUGCGUGUACUGUCCCGGUGGGCCGGACAGUGACUUCGAGUAUUCCACCCAAAGCUACACCGGUUACGAACCAACGUCGAUGCGUGCAAUCCGCGCCCGGUAUCAUCCCUUCCUGCAGACGCGUCACCGUGUGGAGCAGUUGAAGCAGCUGGGCCACUCGGUCGAUAAGGUGGAAUUCAUCGUGAUGGGUGGAACGUUCAUGUGUCUGCCGGAAGACUAUCGUGACUUUUUCAUCCGCAACCUACACGACGCGCUGUCCGGCCACACGAGCUCGAGCGUUGCGGAAGCGGUGAAGUAUUCGGAAAAAUCUCACACCAAGUGUAUUGGAAUAACGAUCGAAACGCGACCGGAUUACUGUUUGAAGCGACAUCUCUCCGAUUUGCUAUCGUACGGCUGUACCCGGCUCGAGAUUGGUGUGCAGUCAGUGUACGAAGAUGUGGCGCGAGAUACGAACCGUGGUCACACGGUAAAGGCAACGUGCGAAAGCUUCCAGAUGUCGAAGGACGCGGGGUUUAAGGUGGUAUCGCACAUGAUGCCCGACCUGCCGAACGUUGACAUCGAGCGUGAUAUAGAUCAGUUUGUAGAAUUUUUCGAAAACCCCGAUUUUCGUGCCGAUGGGUUGAAAAUCUAUCCGACGCUCGUUAUUCGCGGCACGGGAUUGUACGAGCUGUGGAAGACGGGUCGUUACAAGAGCUAUCCACCUUCAACGUUGGUUGAUCUGGUGGCGAAAAUAUUGGCCCUGGUGCCACCGUGGACGCGUGUCUAUCGUGUGCAGCGCGAUAUUCCGAUGCCACUCGUUACGUCCGGUGUGGAGCACGGUAAUCUUCGUGAGCUGGCGCUGGCACGCAUGAAGGACCUCGGUACGGACUGUAGGGAUGUGCGUACACGGGAAGUUGGUAUACAGGAAAUCCAUAACAAGGUGCGACCGGAUCAGGUGGAGCUGAUCAGGCGCGAUUACGUCGCAAACGGUGGCUGGGAAACGUUCCUGUCGUACGAAGAUCCGAAGCAGGACAUACUGGUCGGCUUGUUGCGGUUGCGCAAGUGCUCACCGGACACCUUCCGACCGGAACUGAUCGAUAACUGUUCGAUUGUACGGGAGUUGCACGUUUACGGUUCGGUAGUACCGGUUAACGCACGUGAUCCGACCAAAUUCCAACAUCAAGGGUUCGGAAUGUUGCUGAUGGAGGAAGCGGAACGUAUAGCGCGGGAAGAGCAUGGCAGCCGGAAGCUGGCAGUUAUUUCCGGUGUUGGUACGAGGAACUACUACCGCAAGAUCGGCUAUGAGCUGGAUGGACCGUACAUGUCUAAGAUGUUGUAAGGAGCCGGAAGAAAUUAAGGAAAACGAAUCGGAAGGAAUAAAAACCGCUUAAAUUCAAAAAUAAUUCACAAUUUAA